Molecule: messenger RNA, 4621 nt
Organism: Amoebophrya sp. A120
Lineage: Eukaryota; Dinophyceae; Syndiniales; Amoebophryaceae
Source: the annotation of a GenBank genome assembly
GUGGCGUUCUACUUGUUUGAGAGGUGAACCAGUAUCACCUAGGUGCCAUCAGCGAUGGACGACGAAGUCAAUUGCCGGUUGAUCAAGAACAGGUUGGUAGAAAAAUAGAAGAGGAUUGUAAUGCCUUCGAGAGGUGGUUUCCAGGUUCAGUAUACCAGCAUAGGCACGCCGCCAGUGACAGCGAUCCCCUCGUGUGAGCGAUUCUGAUUCAGGUGGGCUUGAGAGUGUGUAAAGCAUGCGACUGUGAGACGAUUGAGGUCUUCAGAGUGACGAGGAGAACCGCGAGACGGCAAACAAAAGCAGUUCGGAACCAUGGUGGCGAGACCUCCGAGCGGACGGCCGACUUCCGCACCGGGGGCGAGGCGAAGUGGCGGCGGCGCGCGGGCCUCGUCCAGCAGCAAUGCUUACCUAGGCGCCGGGGGAGGUAAAAAGAUGAUGUCCUGUGUGGUCUAGGCGCCUAUCGUGUCUGCGGGUAUGAUUCAUCAGGAUUUGCAAAUACAACAGAGCUUAGUUGUAUCCCCACCAUCAAAGAAAAUAAAAGUCGCAAAUCUAUAUCACUACAACAUCAGACGGCGGCGCCGGCUCAUCUUCGGGUUGGAACGGCACUGGGAAAAGCAGUUUGGGUUUCAGCCACACAGCCACUUCAUCCGCCGCGGUACCCAAUCCCAACAAGAUCCAGCUAAGGGAGUCCAAAGUCCUUUCCGGGAGGGAGCGGCUGACGGACGUGGAAACUUUGGAGGAUCUGUAUUUCAACACGCGGAAAGACCUGCGCAAAUUGGAAACCAUCUGCGAAGCCCUGCAAACCGAAAUCCACGAGUUGGAGGCGGUGGAGUACCAUAUGCAUUGCAAAAGUAUCGUACAUUCUCGUGCACGUGCUAUUGCAGUCAUGCAUGAAUAAAAAGCUGCCUCCUGAGGUAAAGAUCAGCAUUUCAAAUCCCACUUUUCCUUCUGACCAAAAUUUAUUGCAGUGCAAUUUUCACUAGAACUAGUAAGUGCGAUCAUGAUACUUUUGCAAUGCAUAAGCCAGAAAGACAAGCAGCUUUACGACUUGCUGCUGACCGCAAAAACGAUCGGGCACUGGGAGAAGGACAUUCACAACGUGCGGAGCGACCUGGAACUCCUUUCCGAAGCCAAGAAAAAGACGUCAGAACUGCGGGAGCUAGUGGAGGAAAGAGAAUUGGCGAUAACCUCGAUCUAUCAAAAGUACUUAAAAAUGUCUGGGUUUGGAAGAAUCCGAACUUGUGAUGCUGCAUUUGGAUUCCAAAAAAAUCUGUGUUGCAUGAGUAAUAAAGGGAAUGCAAUUUUUGCUACGCUGAGAGGGCAUUUGUCAUGCGGAAUAGGCAUCAAGAAGCCCUCAAAAAAUCUUUAUUGCUAGGGUAUGCAUCACAGACAUCAUGGCCCAUGCAAAACGUGCAUGACAAGUGUCAGAAUCUUCCAGACCCAGACACUUUUGAUAUGCAUACGAUCACGAAGCAGUUGAAGCAGUCCCGCGCUGCGCAGCUGGAACAGGAGGUUAUCAAAUGCAAAAGUGUCUGGAUCUGGAAGAUUGCCAGAUUUGUCAUGCAUACUUUGUAUGACCCACGCUGCCUGUAAUGCAUGGCCUAGCAUCACAGAUUUUCAGAGGGCUUUCUGGUGCCUAUUCCGCAACAGAAAUGCCCUCUCAGCGUAGCACAAAGUGGACCCCUUUUGUUGGUCACCCAAUACAGAUUUUUUCAGAAUCCAAAGACAGCAUCACAAGUUGCAUUCUUCCAGACCCAGACACAUUUGCAACGCAUAGAGGUGGCAAAGAUGCAAGAACUCGUGAAAACGACCAAAGUGCAAUACGAGCAGUUCUUAUCAAACAAAAAAAGUUCGUCACGAUCACUCAUGCGCAUUUUUGCAAUACAAAAUUGUUUGUCAUGCGUAAAAAUGCAUCACAGCCAAACUUCAUAAGGGAUUUCCCUAGUGUUUCUGCAAUACAAGGAAAAUUUGUGAUGCUAAGAAAAUUUGUAAUGCAAAGCCUGCAAGUUAGUGACUGUGACAAACUUUUUUCUCUCCAUAGUUCUGCGACGAAACCGUGCUCGCGAAAACGAAGCAUAUCAACUGCAAAAAUGUCUGGGUCUGGAAGAUUUCCAGGUUUGUCAUGCAUAUUUUGAAUGACCCAUGAUGUCCGUGAUGCAUGCCCUAGCAUCACAGAUUUUUCAAGAACUUUGCGAUGCCUCUAUCGCAUGAGAAAUGCCGUCUCCGCGUAGCACAAACUGGAGUCCUCUUGCUGGUCGUGCAAUACAAAUCUUUUUAGAAUCCAGAGACAGCAUGACAAGUUUAGAUUCUUCCAGACCCAGACAUAUUUGCAAUCUAUAAAGCAGCUGCACACGCAGAUCCACAAGGUAUGGCAGGACACGCAUUUACUGCAGACGCAACUGACGGAACUGUUUCAAAAACAGAACCGGAUCCAGGAGUCGACGGAUCUGAAGCAAAUGCAGAUGAACGAAAACGAAACCCAGAUCGAGACGUUGCAGGGCAAAAUGAAAGAGAUCGAAGAGAAGGAGCAACUGGCAGAGCAAAGGCUGGACGAGCAGCUAAGCAACGUAGAGGAAGCCAUCGCGGAAGCAGAGAUGAGAACGAAGGAGAAGUACUGGUUUUUGCUUUGAUAGAUAAGUUCGAUUGAUUUCGAUUUGAAUAGCUCGUAAUUGAUGGUGUUCGAUAUGAAUAGCUCGUAAGUGAUUUUGUCGUGUGUGUGCUGAUGACCAUGAAGGUUCGUCAGAGAAGAAAAAAACCGAAACAGCUCCGACCAGCUGCAACAGCGGCGUCACAAGGAGCAGGUGGAGGUAAAAAAGCUCGAACACCCACCGCUCGGCGACCGAGAAAAUUUCUACGUGUCCAGCAAGAGCCUCGGGUCCAGCGCGUUUCGAAAUGCGCCGCCCGAACUGAAAAGCGCGCUGCUGGCCAUGAAACAUCUGCGCACCACCAUGCUGUCGCAGAGUAACCAGAGCGCGAUUUGUCCCGAGAGUGUAAUAGCGAAAGCGCUGGAAAAGUGCGUGCCGGCAAAACAGCUCAGUAUUCAGAUUUGGAAUUGUUGCUUUCGUUGUACUAGAAGAUGUAGGUGGGAUAGGUACGAAGUAAGUACUUACAUUCAAUUUGGGAAGUUGCAUGCAUGAUCCUAUCUAAAGAAGUUGCAGAACAAAGGCUAGACGCGUCUAGGUCUAGGAUCACAACCGCACAUCCCACAUCACAAUCCAGGCCCCGAGCGGUUCAUACAGAUGCUGCGAAAAACCGCGCCGCAUUUGUUUUCCAAUGGGGAGCUCAGGAUACUGGAUUUCGACAUAGCCCUGCACAAUUUUGACCAGGAGGUGAUAAAACCGCAGGCGAUCCGCGAGGCCUGCCGGGCACUGAGAAAAAAGUGCAUUGAAAAGCGCGUAUUUUUGGAAUCUACCUUUUUUUUGCUACCAGAUCCCUUGAAAGAUUUGCGGGUCAGGGUCUAUAUACCUACUAUUAGAUUCAGUGCUACUCUUCAACUCCAGUUCGAAAUAGUUCGCUUUGAAUGUUCAUUUUCCCAUCCUGAUUCAUUCCCACCAGGUUUCUGAGAAGACGGUGAAGGAGAUCCUGCGUAAGUCCGGGAGCACUCAUAUCCUGAGUAAAAAUGUCCCCGCACCAGAGUCAAGAUGGAAAAUUUGCUAGGCACAUCAGCCACCUUUGGUUGUUUCGCAUGACAAGUUUCGAUCCUGAUAGUGUAAUCCUGUUGAGCUAGUUCUGAAGCAUCACAGAUCUAGAGCAUCAUGCUGGUUCCAGCAUCACAAAUUCCAAAACACGACGAGAAAAUAGUUCUCAUGGGGCUCCGCAUGAGAAACUGUUUUGGCAUGCGGAUUGGCAUGACAACUGAACUCUGGGGUGGAGACGUAUUUACUCAGAAUAACUCAGAUCGGCAGUUUUUUCCUUCGCGUGGACCUGGAGCCCAUCUACAUUGACACGCUGCUCCACACGCUUCGUGCCUACGGCGGGACAAGCACGGAAAACAACAUGGGCUCCUGUCGACUGGCGCUGUUUUUAGACCCCUGGCAGACGUCAACCGUCGCGGAUGACAUUCAGCUCUGUGAUUUCUUCUUUACCAAUCAAAAACGCAGCAUCAACAGCGUUGGACAGAAGGAGUUCGAGGCAAAGGUCGACAAGGUGUCCGAGUACAAGCAGUACGAGCUGGAGCAUUUGUUUCUGCUGUUUUCCGACUCCCAGGAGCGAAUUGAGUUGCGCAUGCCCAUAAAGAACGUGAAAAACAAUCCGCUUUUGCUCUCCCAACUGACGCACCAAAAACUCGUGGCUACGGGGGGAAAGUGACUGAGCACAUACAUAUGAUAAAUUUUCUGAGCUGCAGCAUGUUGGCGUCGGUCGUGCCCGGUCUGCCUCACAGGGUUGAUGUUGCGCGGGGAACUACGCCAGACCUUGCGCAAAGAAAGACGUACUGCCCUCUUUGGGAACAACCCGAAGAAAGCAAAGACCUCGGAGGAUCAUGAUGAAGUUCACUAGAAUUAUCGGGCGCAUGAUUUAUUUCAAGCGGAUGCAGAACUCGUCGUGUUCUUCGGUCGGGACUCUAGAAGACUGCAGCGCUUGGUGCAGGAAUCGAUGGUCGUGUUUGUGAUUUGGUGUGUGG